AUGUCUCCACCGAAGCAAUCAAGCCUGCCCACCGAGGACAUCAUACCGGGACAAUUUGGCCCCCAUCCUCCGUCCAUGAUUAAGAAGGAUGACUUAAUCGGUGUUCGCUUCCUCUGCGGCCUUCCUUCCGAGACCAAAAUCUUAGCUCCGACCAGAGAGCAAUCGCCGGAAGAUCCCCCUGAGGGAUACUGCUGUGCCUAUGAGAUUAUGUUCUCCAACUGCGGCCUCUACUUCCCGCUACCGGAGCUCCUGGUAAAGGCGAUGUACGCCUUGGGUGUGGCACUCCCCCAACUGUGCCCGAACUUCAUCCGUACUGUCCUCAGCCUUCAGACUCUGGCGGAAGAGCACGGAUAUCUCCUGACCUUCCAAGACAUCCUCCAUUUAUAUACAAUUAAGGGGGGCCGAACUAGAGGGACCUUCUACCUCAGUCCGCUCGCCGGGCUCCGGGUGUUGGAAGAUCUACCCGAGAAGGAUGAGGAUUGGCGAAGUGGCUACUUCUUUCCUGUCGACAGCUCCACCUUUUGCGAGCUGACGGACCUAUUCGUCCCGAAGUGGUCCUCGAAAAAUGCCAGCUUAGACCGCGGCUCCCUAUCCCGCACCUUUGCUAAUUGCUUCAUAAGCUUCUGCGGCAGCCAGGUUACGUGGGACUCUUUCACCUCUCACCGAAUCAGGGAGUCCGGAGCCCGUAUCCGUACCGGUUCUCUCAUCACCAGCUCUCCUCAACCCGUACUCCCUCGGAACGUGAACUACCACGAGGAGAGAGCUUACAAAAAGCAGGCGGAGCUUCGAGAGAAGGAGUUGAAGAAACAAAUGGUCACCGCCCUUGCUGAAGGAAAAUCCAAAACUCCAGCUAAGGAGAAAAACUCUGGUUCCACUGCUCCACCUGAAGCCCGGACUCGCAUAUUAGUGGCUGUUGAUACUACGUACCACUUACUUCGCAAUUUGUACUGUUAUUUUUUUCUUUCCCGUGUGACUAACUAUCGGACCGUUUCAGCUCCCCCAAAGUCACUUGCGGACAUGAUGCGCAGCUUUAGCCGCCCUGGAGCCCGAGUUCCUCCCUUUAAGGAGAUGGCCGACCUCAACCGAGAAAACUACUUCCGCUUUGCGGAGAAAGUCGGAGAGACCCUUAUCGAGUUCAACAGUGCUGUGGCGAGCUAUGAACACCAAUUGCUUUCCAACCCUGAUGCCAGCGACAUCAAAGGAAUGCAGUCCCAGAUAUCCGAGCUGGAAAAACGGGUGAAGCGCCUUACCGCCGCCGAGGCAGCGAACCAGCUCGAGGUGGAGAAAGCCAAGAAGUCCAACGCUCGUCUGAAGCUGAUUGAGUCCGAGCUGCGUAUCGCCGAGGCCUCACUGGAAGAUUCUCGCGAUAAGCAGCAGAAAGCCAGAGAGCUAUACCUCCAAGCUGUUGAGGCAGAGGCUCUCGCGAAGAGAGAAGUUGAGGAACUACGACUCCGGAACCACGCAAUGGAGAUCGGGUUCAAUGCUGAGAUAAAGAGAGCUUGCCGCGAAGAGAGGAGAAAAACCCGAGCUCAACUUCGGGAGGCCGCCGAGGGCGUGCAUGCCUUUCUCGAUGACCACAAUCGCUUAGUUCCUGCCACUAUCCGUGCUGCUGAAAUUACAGCCAACCGGAUGCUUGUGGAGGAGAUUGAAUCGGGAGAGAUUGCCGACCUGAAAGCUGAGCUCGAGACUCUCAAAAAGGACGAGCUUGAAGCCCUGCAGACUGCAAAAGAGGACGUCGUGCGUGUGUGGCCUGGCGCAACUGAUGGGAUGCCCGUUCUGCCGGCUAUUGAGGGCACGGAGCCAAACGCUGCCGAGGCGACCGGAGUUGAUGAUCCUCCCCCGAGCUCGGAAGCUGGUGAUCUGAACUAA
Messenger RNA from Capsella rubella, 1869 nucleotides. RefSeq lists its product as uncharacterized. The record is from RefSeq and is a predicted model, not a curated record. Bases 1 to 1869 code for a protein of 622 amino acids. The transcript is spliced from 5 exons. NCBI's taxonomy places the organism in Eukaryota, Viridiplantae, Streptophyta, Magnoliopsida, Brassicales, Brassicaceae.